This is a messenger RNA of Melanotaenia boesemani (Boeseman's rainbowfish), 2692 nucleotides long. RefSeq names its product kinesin family member 2C (gene kif2c). The record is from RefSeq and is a predicted model, not a curated record. NCBI's taxonomy places the organism in Eukaryota, Metazoa, Chordata, Actinopteri, Atheriniformes, Melanotaeniidae. Gene Ontology annotation, biological process: microtubule-based movement. The transcript has 23 exons. Gene Ontology annotation, molecular function: microtubule motor activity; microtubule binding; ATP binding. The coding region runs from base 92 to 2209 and encodes 705 amino acids.
CGAUAUCCAAUCAGAUUCGUAGACACGAAAAUAAUACUAGUUUAAAUCUUGCGCGGUGUGAAAGUGGUACGUAACAGUGACAGAGACUAAAAUGGAGAGCAACUUGUCCAGGCUUCUAGUUGGACUUUCUGUUCAGAUCAGUCGCAGCGAUGGUCGAGUCCAUUCAGCCACGGUGAAAUCCGUUGAUAAAGUUAAGUGCACGGCGAUGGUGGAGUGGUAUGAGAGAAACAUCUGUCGUGGGAAAGAGAUUGACGUGAGUGACUUAUGUACACUUAAUCCAGAGCUUUUGGACAAUGUCAACACUGCCACCAUCAAAGAUGGUGAGACACCCACUGUUGCUCCAGAAAAGGAAAAGAAGUAUAAUGGUCGACUGCGCUCUUCAAGGAUUCCUGCCCCACCCGUCUCCCCUGCUCCAGUGGCUCCAAAGACUGAAGAGUCAGUCACAACUCGAUCUCAGGUGCGACAGACCUGCAUGUUCCAAGCCCCGGCACCUGUUCCAGCACCAGCUUCAACCAUGGGGUCUUCUCCCUCAAACCCAGAGACGUUCCAUCCUGAUCUCAAACCAUCAUCAGUCCAUACAAACUCUGUAAUUCCUUAUCACCAGCAUAGAGAGAAUCAUGCCAAACCAGCACCACUGUCUGUUGCUCGAGAGGCCAUAAAGGAAAAUGAACCUGAAAGGAUGCCACCUCUGCCUUCAGCCAAAGGCAGAAGAAAAUCUGUGGCUCCCCAGGAAUUAAACAAAGGCAACAAAAGGCUGUCCUCUGUCAUCAAGCCAUUUGACAUGCAGACCAAGAAGGGAAAGUUUGGAGAAGCAUCCCGACCGAACCAGAAGUUCUUUGAGAUGAUCCAAGAGUUCAGAGAGACCUUGGAAAUAACCCCAUUAUCAUCAGCUGAUGAGAUUGAGCCUCACAGGAUUUGUGUGUGCGUUCGAAAGCGGCCCCUUAACAAGCAAGAGAUUGCUAAGAAGGAGAUAGAUGUUGUCUCUGUACCUGGAAAAGGUACAUUAUUGGUCCAUGAGCCAAAACACAAGGUGGACCUCACAAAGUACUUGGACAACCAGAUCUUCCACUUUGACUACUCCUUUGACGAGAGUGCCACCAAUGACAUGGUCUACAAGUUCACAGCCAAACCUUUGGUGCAGUCCAUUUUUGAAGGUGGAAUGGCAACUUGUUUUGCCUAUGGCCAGACGGGAAGUGGUAAGACCCAUACUAUGGGAGGUGAUUUCACAGGGAAGCAGCAGAACAGUGGUAAAGGAAUCUACGCCUUGGCAGCCAGAGAUGUUUUCACCUAUCUUAACCACAGGAGGUAUACUAAUCUGGAUCUGUCGGUUUAUGUCAGCUUCUUUGAGAUUUACAAUGGCAAAGUGUAUGACCUGCUGAAUAAGAAGGCCAAGCUCCGUGUUUUGGAAGAUGACCGACAGCAGGUUCAGGUGGUUGGACUAGAGGAGGUCUGUGUGUCCACAACAGAAGAUGUCAUCAAGAUAAUUCAGAUGGGCAGUGCAUGCAGGACAUCAGGUCAGACGUCAGCCAAUGCCAACUCAUCACGCUCGCAUGCUGUCCUCCAGAUUGUGCUACGGCGCAAUGACCGUGGUGCCACGCUGCAUGGCAAAUUUUCAUUGGUGGAUUUGGCUGGCAAUGAGCGUGGCACAGACGUCAGCAGCAAUGACCGCGGCACUUUGGUUGAGACUGCUGAGAUCAACCGUAGCCUGCUAGCUCUCAAGGAGUGCAUUCGUUCACUGGGAAUGAACAGUGACCACAUUCCUUUCCGGAUGAGCACUUUAACCAAAGUGCUCAGGGAUUCUUUCAUUGGGGAAAAAUCCAGAACCUGCAUGAUUUCCAUGGUGUCUCCUGGCAUGGCUUCAUGUGAAUAUACUAUGAAUACACUACGUUAUGCUGACAGAGUGAAGGAGCUGAAAGGCAGUUCCAAAGCUAAAGGAGCACCUCAGGCACAAGAGCCUGUGAAUACCUCUUCAGAGGAGGAAACUGACACCAGUGUGUUUGAUGCCAUAUCUCAGGUGGCUGAGUUGGAGGAGAAGGUUUAUGCAGAGCUCAAGAGGGCAAAUGAACUUGUGAAAGACAUGGAAAAAACCUCAUACAACAUCGAGGAAGGGCUUCCAGGUUUGAUGGAUCAUUCCCGGAGGUUAAUGGAUACAGUUCUGACUCUCCAGUCUGCUGUGGAUCAGGAGCGAACCAUGAGGCUGAACCACUAAAAACUCACCCAAAAGAACAAACUUCUUUUUUAAAAAGAUGAUUUUCUUUGUUUUUGUUGUAUUCUCUGUAAUAAAUAAAAAUGUGGACACUAUUUCAUUAACAUUUUUUUCAGUCUUGUAUAACAGUAUAACAUUGUGAGACUUGUUUCUGUUAUGUCUUGCAUAACUAUUCCUAGUGGCAAAUACUGGAUUGUUUAAACUUGCUUAAUGUACCUAUAAAUAUUAAUCACGUGUCAGAUUGUUUUUUUUUCUGAACACACAUGAAGCUGCCAUCACUAAUAUGACACGUCAUGCUGUAAAUAUUUGACAAGAAAUUACAGUUAAAGGGCAAAAUAUGCAUGUCAAGAUUUAAAAAUGCCGACCACUAUCUGUGAGGGAUAUGCUUGUUUUGAAAUAGAGUAUGCAGUUUAGUCACUUAAUAUUUUUUUUUCUUGGCCAAUAACUGUCUUCUGUGGGUUACUAUAAAUAUAUUUGGAGGCUAAA